Limanda limanda (common dab) is the source of this 3099-nucleotide messenger RNA. Its product is annotated as receptor-type tyrosine-protein phosphatase N2-like. The annotation marks the transcript as partial. The transcript has 23 exons. Gene Ontology annotation, cellular component: secretory granule. Gene Ontology annotation, molecular function: protein tyrosine phosphatase activity. The record is from RefSeq and is a predicted model, not a curated record. Lineage: Eukaryota; Metazoa; Chordata; Actinopteri; Pleuronectiformes; Pleuronectidae. Gene Ontology annotation, biological process: protein dephosphorylation.
AUCCUGCGCCUCCUGCUCCUCCUCGCCUCCCUGAGCCGCUCCUCCUCCUCCGAGCGGAGACUCGGUUGCCUGUUUGAGAGCGAGCUGUGUUCACCAUAUGAGAUCUGUGUGAACGAUGGCGUGUUCGGGAGGUGUCACUCUGUUCCGGUGAGAGAGGUUUACACCUACGACGUCUCCACGUCCGUAGUGCAACGCUUCAGGAAGCUGCUGGAGAAGCUGUCCAACCGAGGGUUGACCUGGCAGGACGACACCACCCAGCAGGUUCUGUCCAAGGAGCUGUCCAAGCUGAGGAGGAUUCCCUGCAGGCCGCAGCAGAGCGGACCUGUCUACAAAAGCAACGCCAGGCCGGUAGCUGAGGCCAUGGACCCGGUGGACCAGAGGGUGAAGCCGGUGGAGGUGGAGCUCAGCAGGAACCUGCAGUCGUACCUUCAGCGUCUCGGCCUCCUCCCGGAGACGCUGUCCUCCGCCAGCCUGAGCGGCCCCCCCGGCAAGAGUGACCGUUUCCAGUCAGGCUUCCCUGCAGACGCUCAUCGCCCCAAGGCCCAGACUCAGAGCUCCUCUCCCUCCAGCUUCUACUCCCUCUCAUCUCGCCAACCCCUGGAGAAGCAGAGGCCUCUCGUUGACCAGCGCCCAGCCACCCAAUCGGAGGGCGAGCUUCUCCUGGGCGCCCUGAGGCGGUAUCUCUCUGGGCGUCUGUCACUGCACGCUGGUGGGGGGGGCCCAGAGGAGCCCGGGGCCCCCUCGUCUCGCCCGAGGCCCUCCUUCGGCGGCGGAGUAGAAAACCCUGGGCUCAGAAAAGAGACAUCGACUUCCAGGCUCCUGAAGACGGGGAGGACUCAAGGGGCUUCAGUCAAGGAGCCGCUCUCGUCUGUGGACGAGAGGUUCAUUGAGAAAGUGUUGAAGAACGUUGGAAAGCAGCAUGUGGACGUGGACAACCUGUCGCUGCAUGACCUGGACCAGCUGUCCAGCCUGAUCGCCGACGCUCUGCAGGUGGUCGACAAGGACCAAGGACCAAAGACGCAGGCUAGAACCAGACCAAGAGACCUGGAGGGAGAGCUGAGGAAUGAUGAGGAAGAAGAAAGAGAGGAGGAGGUGGCUGCCAGAGAUGAGGAAGAAGAGAAGCUGUUGGCAAAUGCUCCAACGCUGAAACCUCAGGGGAGCACUCCUAUAGUGCCGGCAGAGCUUCAAGAGCGCCACACGGAGGCCGAAGAGCAAAAUGUGAAGGACACGGCCGAGGACGGAAACCUGCUCACCAAACUUCUCGCCUACUUGGACAAAACUUCCCUCAACGCCUCCCCGUCAGCAAGAAACUGGCAUGAUGUUGCCAUGGAGACACCCAGAGGCCAACCGGUGGGGCUGGAAAACGUCCAGAGUCGGACCAGCCAGGUCGGGGUAGCGGUGCAGAAGAAGGACGCUGCUCAGUCUGUUGAGGAGGUGUCGGAGGUGCAGGGCUGGAUCAAGGAGGUGGCGCCCCCUCCUGCCGCGCUCGUGUACGAGGAGCCGCACAAGAAGACGAUGCAUGUUCCCGAACUUCAACUGGACGUCAAAGACAGCAGGAAGAAGGCUGAAGAUGAUGUCUUCGGUUACGUUAUCACAGACACAGAUCGGCUCCAGACGGACGAAGGCCUCCACCUGAUGGAGAUCCUGGCUCGCAGGGCCGGAAUCCAGAUGACUGACUUUGCCGAACUCUCGGUGGUGAGCCCGGCUGUGACCUUCAGAGUGAGCCCGAACGCUCAGAACGUCAGCACCACAGAUGUGGCCAACGUGGCUGUUAAGCAGAAGGUGGAGGUGGAGAAGGAAGCCAAGCUCAGCAUCCUGGAGGCCGGAGUCACUGACGGGAGCCAGAUCAAGCAGAUCCCGACCAAGUACAGCCAGGCCGAGUCCACCAAGUUCCUCAUCCUCACCGUGGUGUCCAUCCUGUGCAUCGUGGCCGUGCUGCUGGCGUCCACCGUGGUCUACUGCCUCCGCCACCGCUCGCACCACAAGCUCAAGGAGAAGCUCACCAACCUGGGGACAGACACCGGCGGCGAUGCUACCGCCACCUAUCAGGAGCUGUGUCGGCAGCGCAUGGCGGUCAAACCUCCCGCCGAGCGCCCGGAGCCGAUCUCCUCCCGGAUCAACAGCGUCUCGUCUCAGUUCAGCGACGGCGGUCAGGCGCUCAGCCCGUCGGCGAGGAGCAGCGUCUCCUCCUGGAGCGAAGAGCCCGUCCUCUCCAACCUGGACAUCUCCACCGGGCACAUGAUCCUGUCCUACAUGGAGGACCACCUGAAGAACAAGGACCGCCUGGAGAAGGAGUGGGAGGCGCUGUGUGCUUACCAGGCCGAGCCCAACGCCUGCAGCGCCGGCCUGAAGGACGGCAACGCCAAGAAGAACCGCUCCGCCGCUGUCGUGGCAUAUGAUCACUCCAGAAUCACCUUGAAGGUGGAGAACAGCCAAGGAAACUCCGAUUACAUCAACGCCAGCCCCAUCAUGGAUCACGACCCCAGGAACCCGGCUUACAUCGCCACUCAGGGCCCCCUGCCCUCCACUGUGGCCGACUUCUGGCAGAUGGUCUGGGAGAACGGCUGCGUGGUCAUCGUCAUGCUGACGCCGCUGGUGGAGAGCGGCGUGAAGCAGUGCUACCACUACUGGCCCGACGAGGGAUCUAACCUCUACCACAUCUACGAGGUCAACCUGGUGUCCGAACACAUCUGGUGCGACGACUUCCUGGUGCGGAGCUUCUACCUGAAGAACAUGCAGACCAACGAGACUCGGACCGUGACUCAGUUCCACUUCCUGACGUGGCUGAACCAGAACGUGCCGGAGACCAGCCGCACGCUGCUCGACUUCCGCAGGAAAGUUAACAAGUGCUACCGGGGACGCUCGUGUCCUAUCAUAGUCCACUGCAGUGAUGGAGCCGGACGCUCUGGGACCUACACCCUGAUCGACAUGGUCCUCAACAAGAUGGCUAAAGGUGCCAAGGAGAUUGAUAUCGCAGCGACUCUGGAGCACCUGCGGGACCAGAGGCCAGGAAUGGUUCAGACCAAGGACCAGUUUGAGUUCGCCCUGACGGCCGUGGCGGAGGAGGUGAACGCCAUUCUGAAAGCUCUUCCGCAGUAG